GCCGCAAAACUGGCAGAAAGAGAGGCUCUAUAGGGUCCAAAUUAAUGGGUUCAGUCACCUUAACUUUAGAAGGAUACUGGUAAUCUAGUACAUAAUAUUAUUGGACUAAUUUAAGAUCGUGGGUUGUUGUUUAAUAGCUUCAAACAAUAAAUGAAGAUUUAUACAUAAAUUUUACUGGCUGACUUGCUUCUGUUACUUCCAAUCUCUUCACGGUUUUUUACUGCUGUUGUAACCGGUAGUUGGAUCCUCCUUUCUUUCUUCGACUCUCAAGGAAUGGUAGAUAGAUGACCCAUCUGGCCCUUCAAUUCUUUCUUUCACGUAAGCAUGCAUGUGAUUUGCUCAUGGCACCCGUGAACAGUGAGGAAUCUAGUAAUAGUAAGAUGGUCAUGAACAAAGGAGCAUGGACAGCUGAAGAAGAUAAAAUAUUGGCAGAGUAUAUUGAAGUUCAUGGAGCCAAGAGAUGGAAAGCAGUCGCAAUGAAAGCAGGUUUGAAACGAUGUGGGAAGAGUUGCAGACUGAGAUGGUUGAACUAUUUGAGACCCAACAUCAAGAGAGGCAACAUUUCAGAUGAAGAAGAAGACUUGAUUCUUAGACUCCAUAAACUACUUGGCAACAGGUGGUCGCUGAUCGCUGGCAGACUUCCGGGGCGAACAGACAAUGAAAUAAAGAACUACUGGAAUUCUCAUCUGAGCAAAAAAAUUAAUAAGAUGGAGAGAACACCAGAGUCUUCAAUUCCACAGGAGAGCAUCCCUGAUAAUGCUGCUGCUGCUGCUCAGGACAUGAUGGAAGAGGGCAGUCAAGGAGCUGUAUUUCCGGAGCUUAGCUUCGAUGCCGACGGCUUCUUCGACUUCUCCAUGGAAGGGUCCUGCAGUUUGGAAUGGGUGAACAAGUUUCUUGAACUUGAUGAGGAUCCAUGGCUUGCCGACAAGAGCUGAGCUUUCUGUGCAUUAAAUGAGAAAGAGUCACGUUCUCAUUAUUUCUUAAA
Molecule: messenger RNA, 985 nt
Organism: Manihot esculenta (cassava)
Lineage: Eukaryota; Viridiplantae; Streptophyta; Magnoliopsida; Malpighiales; Euphorbiaceae
Product: transcription factor MYB114
Exons: 4
Coding region: 285-935 (216 amino acids)
Biological process (GO): cell differentiation
Cellular component (GO): nucleus
Molecular function (GO): transcription cis-regulatory region binding
Source: RefSeq, a predicted model, not a curated record